Messenger RNA from Strongylus vulgaris, 708 nucleotides. The record is from the annotation of a GenBank genome assembly. NCBI's taxonomy places the organism in Eukaryota, Metazoa, Nematoda, Chromadorea, Rhabditida, Strongylidae.
AUGGCCAAGUUUAUGAUAAAGCUUCAGGAGUUGAUUCUCGCUUGUGAGAAGAUUCGAGAAGAUGCGAUGGCAGAGUUGGAAUCAAGAGGACCAAGACUGAAAGAGGUUGACGAGCAAGCAGUAUUAAGGAUACGAGUGGAACUCGAAAAAACGAAGAAGGAAAAUCGGCGCCUGCGAAACAUUGUUGAGGACCAAAGAAAAUCCAUGGAUUCCUUUAAAAAGGAUGUCAUAAAUAAAAAGAGCGGCGAGGACGAAGUCGCUCGAUGGAACGAACGCAAGAAAUUGGAGGAAAUGCUCAAUACUGUACGGAAAAAGCUAGCGGACUCGCUGGAGCGGGAAAAAGGAGUACGAGACAAGCUAAUCAAACGUGAUAGAUUAGUGGAUGAUCUAAGGAGAGACGAGGAAAUGAGGCGAAAAGAAUUGGAACGUACUCGAAAGAAAUUUGCUGACCUUCAAUAUGAAAGAGUGGAAUCUAUGCUUCAGGAUAUGGCUUUGAAAGAAAAUGAGGAGAAUCGUAAAUUGCAAAAGAAGCUAAUAGAAGAGAGAGAUAAAGCAACACAAGAAAAUGUUGAAGUCUAUGUUCUACAAAAGAAAUUAGCCGAAGAAGCAGCUAAACUGGAGCAAAAUGAGAAGGACAUCUUCUCCCUAUCGCUUCAACUAAAAACUCUCCAUGAAGAGAAUUCGCAACUCCUCCAGACUAUUGAAGAG